Kockovaella imperatae is the source of this 1350-nucleotide messenger RNA. RefSeq lists its product as hypothetical. Bases 1 to 1350 code for a protein of 449 amino acids. The record is from RefSeq and is a predicted model, not a curated record. The transcript has a single exon. Lineage: Eukaryota; Fungi; Basidiomycota; Tremellomycetes; Tremellales; Cuniculitremaceae. Gene Ontology annotation, molecular function: glutamine synthetase activity.
AUGCAGCUGGAUCAAUCAGGCUUGUUGAGCCAUUUCCUCCAUUCCAAUCCUGGCAUUCGGAAGAUCCGAUACCAAACCAAGACCUAUGGGAAUGUCACAUUGGAUCGAUUUCUAACAGUCGCUCGAGCCCGUCAGAUGGCCGCCGAGUCUACCAUCCAAGGUCAAGCUAUCAAUGUCGUGUGUCAGACACUGAGGAACUUUGCAACGACUGGUCAUAUGGACAUGGACUUUGAAGCCGGAGAUGAUCUCUGGGUUCCAGAUUACACGACGAUCAAGCGAUGCGCGCUGUACAAGGACUAUGCGAGUUGCAUGGUCAAUGUGAUUGAGACUCAAUACAUCAACAGCUCGACACCUUUCGCUUUAUGUCCCAUAUCAACACUCCGAAAGGCUCAGGAGGAAGCCAAAGCCAAAGGCUAUAAUCUGCUAAUGGGAUCAGAGAUCGAGUUCUACUUCUUGACCGAUCCAGACGCCGAGGAGGUAGUUCCCGUUACCGGCUCGCCCCUCUACAACACCGCAGCAAGCAGACAUCCCGUGUUCAAAGUCGUAGAUGAGGCUGUGGAUGUCCUCGAAGCCAAUGGGCUGGCCGUAUGGGGAUAUCACCAGGAAGGCGCAUCGAGUAAGUAUGAGAUCUCCCUGGGUCCGGCGGAUCCAGUAACGACGAUCGAUAACAUGAUCUACGCCUCCGAAGUCAUCAAAGACCUGGCUUACAAGCACGGAUAUCACGUUACAAUGCAUCCUCAUGCUUUUCCUGGAAAGUGGCCCACGGCCGGACAACACUGGCACGUCUCUGUCGAUAAGGAGGGAAGCAAACCUGGCGAUGCGUUUCUGGCUGGAUUAUUGGAUCACUUCCCUAGUGUCUCGGCAUUCUUGCGGGGAGGGUAUGAUUCAUAUCAGGAAGGACGCAGAUUCUGGUAUGGAGGCGGUCCAGUCAUGUGGUCUUUGGGCAACGCAGCUCCGAUUCGCCGUUUUGGUGAUUCUCACUUUGAGGCCCGAGUCGGAGAUGCGUUGUCCAAUCCGUACCUGCAAGCAGCCGCCAUCAUCGCUGCCGGUAUGGAUGGGAUACACAGUCAAAUGCCAUUGACUAUGGGACCGUGCGAAGGACGUCUAGGCGCUGGUGGCUCGGCUGCAGAACGCGAUCAAAAACUAAAGACCCUCGGAGUAACAAAGACGCUUCCUGAAACCCUGGCAGCUGCCGUCAAGGAUCUGAAGGGAGACAAUGGAGCGUGGCUGACUUAUUCUUUCGGGCAGCCUCUGUUGAAUGCCUACUUCAAGGUCAAAGAGGAUGAGGCGAAGAACUCUGGGAGUAUGGAAGAAGCGGUUAGGCGGCAGGCUAUUCUGAGGCAUAUAUAA